AAUGUUGCAAACUUGCGAGACGUGUUUGUAACACCGCAUCCGGAUACAAGCAUCGACUGGACCUGUGUGAGGGUCCGGAGAAUGAACCGGGAACCGGAUCCUGGCGGCGAUCACUGCAGGCCAAGGAGCAAUUAGACUUUGGACAUCCUUGAAAGAGGAGCGGUGAAACUGAUUAGAUAUUAACAUGGGCUGGAAUGACUGAGUCUGUCAUUAUCGCCCCUCCUUCCUCUCUCUCUCUUCCCUUCCUCCUGUCUCCCCUUCCUCUCUCUUUCUCUCUCUCUCUCUCUGAAAUAAGAUAAGUUGUUCGGCAGAUUCCAGCCACAAGUUUUUUUUUUAAAGGUUUCCUACUUCCCUGUUUGACAAUCAUGUUGCGGCGCCAAGGGAAGCGGCUAGGUUUCUGUCUGAGCGAGAAAAAAAGGAAGAAAUUAAAUGUUCUGGUCUUCGUGGAGCUGUGCAGGAAUAGGGGAAUUGAAGUUGUCCAGAUUGACUUGACCAAGUCCAUCGAGGACCAGGGUCCAUUUGACGUGAUCAUCCACAAGCUCUCUGGUCUCAUGGUGGAGGCUGAUCGGGACCAUUCGCGAUCUCAGCAACUCCUCCAAAAGUUUCAGGAUUAUGUCGAUUCCCAUCCCCGGACAAUCCUGCUGGAUCCUCUGCCUGCCAUGCACCGGCUCUCUGACCGCUUUCAAUCCUACAAGCUCAUUCAGCAGCUGCAGAGCCUGGACCAAGACCAACACUUCUGCAACCCUCCUUAUCUGGAGCUGUCCAAGGGAAGUCCAAGCGAGAUCCUGCAUCUGAUCCGACAACAGAAGUUCUCCUUUCCAUUUAUCUGCAAAACCAGGGUUGCCCAGGGUUCGAGUUCCCACAAUAUGGCUCUUAUCUUCAGUGAAGAUGGCUUGCGGGACAUCAGCCUUCCCUGUGUGCUACAGAGUUUCAUCAAUCACAACGCUGUCCUCUACAAGGUCUUUGUGGUCGGGCAGGCACACUUUGUGGUUAAGAGGCCAUCUCUGAGGAACUUUGCAAUUGGGAAAUCAGAUCGGCAAACUAUAUUUUUUAAUAGUCACGAAGUUUCGAAGCCGGAAUCUUGUUCUCACCUGACGGAGAGGGAUGAAUGGGGGGAGCAGCCUAGUGGCCCGUCAGAUGGGAUCAUUCAGUCCAUCAGCCGAUGUCUGCAGGUGUCGCUUGGGCUGUCCCUAUUUGGCGUUGACAUCAUCAUCGACAGCAAGACUGGCAAGCUGGCCAUCAUUGACAUUAACGCCUUCCCAGGAUACGAGGACGUUCCCGAAUUUUUCGAGGCCCUUUUGGACCACGUUGAGACGCUGCUGCGGGAACGGGAAGGGGAAGGGAACAGCGACGCUGGGAAUACGGGAGACGGGCAGCAGGUUCCUCGGCUCCGGUGCCAGAUACCCCCGGACAACCCACGGAGGGACUUGGUCCCCAGGAGCCGGGCAAGGGAGACCUGGGUGGCAGAAGGCGGCACGGUGGCGCAGCGGUAGAGAGUCGCUGCCCCCCAG
This is a messenger RNA of Amblyraja radiata (thorny skate), 1511 nucleotides long. Its product is annotated as inositol-tetrakisphosphate 1-kinase-like. Gene Ontology annotation, biological process: inositol trisphosphate metabolic process. The record is from RefSeq and is a predicted model, not a curated record. Lineage: Eukaryota; Metazoa; Chordata; Chondrichthyes; Rajiformes; Rajidae. Gene Ontology annotation, molecular function: magnesium ion binding; inositol-3,4,5,6-tetrakisphosphate 1-kinase activity; ATP binding. The transcript is spliced from 10 exons. The coding region runs from base 366 to 1493 and encodes 375 amino acids. Gene Ontology annotation, cellular component: cytoplasm.